This is a messenger RNA of Capsicum annuum, 670 nucleotides long. RefSeq names its product protein ACCELERATED CELL DEATH 6-like. The coding region runs from base 110 to 670 and encodes 186 amino acids. Gene Ontology annotation, molecular function: protein phosphatase regulator activity; protein phosphatase 1 binding. Lineage: Eukaryota; Viridiplantae; Streptophyta; Magnoliopsida; Solanales; Solanaceae. The transcript has 2 exons. The record is from RefSeq and is a predicted model, not a curated record. Gene Ontology annotation, cellular component: plasma membrane.
UGCAUAUUGUGUCAUUUAACGAUUAGGACGCCUAAAUGCGUUAAUUUCACAUUUGGAGAGCCAAAAUUGGGUGUCAACAAACAUAAAAGGUAUCCUGUUAGCAGCUCAAAUGCAACUAGUUGUGACUACUCUAUUAGUUACAGUCACCUUUGCAGCUGGUUUUACAUUACCGGGAGGAUUUGAAAGCGAUGACAAUAGCCCUAAUAAGGGGAUGGCAGUUCUAAUAAGAAAAUCAGCAUUCCGUGCAUUUGUUAUAACGGAUGCCAUCGCCUUUACAUGCUCCAUUGGUGUUAUAUUCAGCUACUUUUAUAUGGCGAUAAAUCCUUGUCCAAUGGUCUAUCAGGAUUUGGGUUAUUUGUGGUCUCUCAGUAAAGUUGGAGCUAGGUCGCAGCUCGUGGCAAUGUCAGCAGUUGUAAUUGCAUUUGUAACUGGCAUGUAUGCUACUUUAGCACAUUCAGUUGGUCUCCCUGUUACUGUCUGUGCCAUCGGUUGUAUCUUUUUCAUUAUGUACAUGUGGGCAGUGCUGAGGCCAUUGCACCUCUUUCAUUGUGUACAAACUUCUGUUAUGUUCCUUGUACUGAACUCGCGAUAUAUAUUAGUAAUGUGUAAGAAAAAGACUAGUGAAAGUCAUGAACAUGAGCAGAGACAACGAUCAAGUGUUAGUAAUUGA